Scomber japonicus (chub mackerel) is the source of this 1961-nucleotide messenger RNA. RefSeq names its product myotrophin (gene mtpn). NCBI's taxonomy places the organism in Eukaryota, Metazoa, Chordata, Actinopteri, Scombriformes, Scombridae. Gene Ontology annotation, cellular component: nucleus; cytoplasm. The coding region runs from base 303 to 659 and encodes 118 amino acids. The record is from RefSeq and is a predicted model, not a curated record. The transcript has 4 exons. Gene Ontology annotation, biological process: regulation of barbed-end actin filament capping. Gene Ontology annotation, molecular function: protein binding.
UACUUCUGGUUUACAGAAAGGCGGAUCCCUCACUGCUACUUACCUUUCACAACUUCUUUGAACCCUCCUUUUUUAUUUGUUCUUUCUCGGCAGCUUCCAGUUACGGUCCACUCCUAACUUCAUCCCUUUCUCAAAUCUUUUUUUUAAUCGACGUUUAAUCGAGUUGUACCGACCGUCCUUGCCGAGCCCCCCUCCUCUGCUCACACACAGCUUAGCUAACUUUUAUCGCUCUCCAGCAUUCAAGUUGACAACUUGCCCUGCAAAACUGCGGUGUGAAUUGUACUUUUGAAAAUCCAGGAAGAAUGGGAGAUAAAGAAUUGAUGUGGGCAUUGAAGACCGGAGACAUGGACGAAGUCAAAGCUAAAGUGGUUACGGCCGAGGAUGCCAACCGGACCCUGGAUGGUGGGAGGAAGCCUCUGCACUAUGCUGCAGACUUCGGUCAGAAGGAUGUGGUAGAGUUCCUCAUUUCUAUAGGAGCAGAUGUCAAUGCUCCAGACAAACAUGGGCUCACUCCACUGAUCUCUGCCUGUUUCGAGGGUCACCUCUCCUGUGUCAAGGUCCUGCUAGAAAAGGGAGCUGACAAAGACGGAAAAGGACCAGACGGCAUCAGUGCCUUUGAAGCUGCCGAGAGCGAUGCCAUAAAGGCUCUGCUGAAGUGAAACCACCACAGUGUGGGAGGUGGCUGGACAGGUGGGUGAACGGACGGACAGACAGACGGAUGCAGUGGUCCCCUGACAGAAGAUGGACUCGCCCCUUUACCCUGAUCAACCUCCGUCUUAACACUGCUUUUGUCUGUUUGUUGUGAAGGGUCAUUUUAUCUGUCUAGUGAUUUUCCUUUCCCGUUUGUUUUUUGUUUGUUUUUGUUUUUUUUCCCCCACCCCCAGGUUUUUGGGAUAGGAUUCUUUCUUUUUUUUUCUUUUUUUUUGGCCUCUCUUUGUAGCCACUUGACGUAAGGACUUGGUAAUUAUUACUCCCUUAGGGACCAAACACUGGGGGAACACUCUCACACCUGGACCCUAAAACACUGCUCAGACUAGAAACUCCGAUUCUGUAACGUAAACGCGAAGCUUAGCACUUAAAUACACAUCUCUCAUUUUGCAGUCGUCUCUUAAACCUGAAAUGAAAUGAUGAUAAAUCAAUAGCGUGUUAAUAUUUUUUACGAUUUCAAUAUAAGUAUUGUAAGGCCAGGGCUUUAAUCUCAUCAUGAACAGAAUUGCACUGUACUAUACUAGAUAGAGUGAAAAGAACGGUUGUAAAGUUUCAUUAUAUUAACCUUUCAUUAUGUGUGGCCUCUUCCUCUACCUUGAGUUUUUUUAAUAGACUAAACUGUCCCUCCAAUCCAAUCUUUGAAACUUUGAAACUAAUGUUGGAUGAGAAAGGUGGAGAGGUCAGAUUUUCCUUUUCUACUUAGCCCUGUAUCGCUUACAUAUCAAAUGGCGUUUUGGACAAAUUUUACGUCAGUGAUGCAUAAAAAAGAUUUUCCCAAUCUCCAUGCUGGCUAACUCGAAAGACUUGAAUGUUGUGAUUUUGAAAUCUGUUACUGAAACCCUUUGAAGCAAUGAUAACAGCACAUAAUAGAAUAUGGAAUUUUAGAAAUUUGUUCAUUUUGUCACCCUAAGAGUGAGAUUUCAGACUGAAAAAUUUCAGACCUUUUUGUUGCAGCCUCUCUGUUUAUUUGGCAAAUGGUUUACUCCGAGUUCUCUGAAUGAUGAGUAAAUGGGGGGUUUGAGUUGAAACCGGAGGGUGGGGGCUGUUGGUGUUCGCCUUGCCUUGGAUUUGGUUAGAAGCCCUGCCUGUUUCGCUGCAUGUCAAAACUGCCUCUGCUUUUACGCUAUGAUAUGGUCGCUGUCCUCUUUUGGUUGCUUUCAAAUGACUUACUUGUAAUGGAAAAAAAGAUGCUCUUGCUGACUUUGUUGUGACAAAAAGUCUGUAAAAACAGAAAUAAAAAAUAUCUAGAAAAA